AACAUCUCCGUCCCGUCGUGGCCGUGCUGCCUAACCUCUCCAACGACCAAUCGUCCAACGUUUGAUCCCCUUCUUGUCCCAAUCGACCUGGUCGACGGAUCGAUCACCUCGCAGCCAUGCCUGCCAACUUUAAUCAUCCCCCGAUCACGGUGAUCACCACAUGGCCGGCUCCGAACUUUGUCGACCCGGAGGACAGAACAUGGUUGGCGCCUUUCGCCGUCGUCUGGCUCGUCAUCUCCACGAUCCUAACCUUUGGCCGAUUCUAUCUCCGUGCGCGGAAGCAAGCGGGCACAUUUGGCUUCGACGAUUCGUUGAUAUUCGUCGCAUGGCUGUUCGCUUUGGGAUUGACGAUCAUCGCCUGCAUCGGCUCUGCCAACGGCCUUGGUCGUCACACGUGGGAUGUAGAAUACCAGAACUUCCCUAUGCUUGUCCACCUGGGCUACUUCGCACAAGUCUUCUUCCUCAUCAGCAUGUGCACGACGAAACUGUCGGUCCUCCUGUUCUACCGGCGCAUGGUGAAGAACGUGUACAGCCGGAAGUGGUUGUACGUGCUCUGGGCGGCCAUCACCUGCAACGUUUCCGCCGGUGUGGCGACUUUCAUCGUGUACAUGGUCAUCUGCCGCCCGCUGCGCGCCUACUGGCUCGCCUAUCAAUACCUCCCUGUUCCCUACACGGAGGAGUACACCUGCAUUCCCGACGGCGAGAGCCUGACCCUGAGCAGUGGAGUCAUCAGCGUGAUCACUGACAUCUACGCUGUCGCGAUUCCGUAUUUGAUGCUGCGACAAUAUCAACUGGACGUUCCGGUGCGCCAGAAGAUUGCGCUCAACGUCAUCUUCGCCUUGGGUUGGCUGUAAGUUCACAUUUCCACGAGAUCAUUUCUGGAACACCCUCACUG
Dissoconium aciculare CBS 342.82 is the source of this 895-nucleotide messenger RNA. RefSeq lists its product as uncharacterized. The coding region runs from base 117 to 854 and encodes 245 amino acids. The transcript is spliced from 2 exons. The record is from RefSeq and is a predicted model, not a curated record. Lineage: Eukaryota; Fungi; Ascomycota; Dothideomycetes; Mycosphaerellales; Dissoconiaceae.